Messenger RNA from Oncorhynchus keta (chum salmon), 3080 nucleotides. RefSeq names its product tumor necrosis factor receptor superfamily member 14-like. Gene Ontology annotation, molecular function: protein binding. The transcript has 21 exons. NCBI's taxonomy places the organism in Eukaryota, Metazoa, Chordata, Actinopteri, Salmoniformes, Salmonidae. Gene Ontology annotation, cellular component: external side of plasma membrane. Bases 200 to 1963 code for a protein of 587 amino acids. Gene Ontology annotation, biological process: positive regulation of cytokine production involved in immune response; defense response to Gram-negative bacterium; negative regulation of alpha-beta T cell proliferation. The record is from RefSeq and is a predicted model, not a curated record.
GGGUUAAGGACGUUCCAAGGAUCCCAGAUAGCACUAAGGCUGGAAAGUAUCUCCUUCAUGAAACGAAAGUGUAAACUACUCCGAGUUAAUCUGAGAGGUCUACAUGAGGAUUGACGACAACCGGGGAUGUUCUUAGUUCAAAUCUAAGAUUCCAGGGUGGUGGACCUUCUUCCACUGAGAUGUUGAGGAUUGGAGAACCAUGGCUCAGUUUCAAAGCUUGAUAUGGAUAAUGAACCUAGCUAUCAUUUUGACACUUCUAAACAUUCAGCUCUCUAUUGCAUGUGGUAGAGCAGAGUACAGAACAGGUAUUGAAUGCUGUCCAAUGUGUUCACCAGGAAACCGGGUACAUAAACACUGUACAGAAUUUACAAGUACUUCCUGUGUCCCCUGUACCGACUCCACGUUCCUUGAUGAACCCAGUGGUCUUACAGCAUGCAUACUGUGUACAAACAACUGUGACCCAGGCUUUGGUUUGACGGUAAAGCAGUCAUGUACACCUUCAUCAGACACUGUCUGUGGGACACUGGAGGGGUUCUACUGUAUAGACCCAACUAAGGAUGGUUGUAGAGCAGCCCAGAGACACAGCAGCUGUAAACCUGGUCAAUACAUCAGCCACACAGGAACAAUAUCUACAGAUACUGUGUGUUCUGACUGUACUGGUGACACCUAUUCAAAUGGAUCAUUUACAUGCUGCCAGACACACACACAAUGUGAUACCUUGAAGCUUCAGCAAAUUAAACCUGGAACUCAUCGGUCCGACUCUGAAUGUGGACCACAGACCUCCCCUCCCAUAGCAAUAAUAUCUGCUGUGGUGGUGCUGGUAAUAGCUGUGAUAUCAGCAGUGACGGCAGUAGCUAUUAGAAGAAAAAUGAAAGGUCCUGUAUCUGAGACACAAAGCCCUACAGAGGUAUCAGACACUGAGGGAACAUCAAUGCUGUUUGUGGGAACAAGAACAGAGAGGACUUUUCCAGAGACACAAAGCUCUACAGAGCGCUCCAUUGCAUGUGGUAGAGCAGAGUACAGAACAGGUGAUAAAUGCUGUCCUGUGUGUUCACCAGGAAACCGGGUACAUAAACACUGUACAGAAUUUACAAGUACUUCCUGUGUCCCCUGUACCGACUCCACAAUUUCUGUCCACUACAUGGUUUUCAUUUUGUGCUUGUAUUUGGAAAGGAUUGUGGUCCAGCAGAAUACAAAACUAAUGAUGGUCAGUGCUGCCCAAUGUGUAAUAAAGUCCAACACUCUAACCACUAGGCUACCCUGCCACCCCACACAAUGGAUCGGAGAAAUACGCUUGGUGGUCCGGAGAGAUUGUACAAUAGAGUCCAGCACAUCUUGUAUGCCCUGUAUCAGAGGGACCUUCAUGAACGAGGCCAAUGGUCUAACCAAGUGCUUUCCCUGCAGUCCCUGUGACCCAGGACAGGGCCUGUUCACUCAGACAGAGUGUAAACCAACAAGUAACACAGUCUGCCACAUUCUAGAUGGAUACUACUGUAGAAGCUACUCAUCCAACUCUGAGUGUAGCUUUGCAGUAGAACAUACACACUGUUCACCGGGACAGAGUACUAAAUCACCUGGUACAAAGACAACAGAUACCAUGUGUGAGGAGUGUCAGCAUGGCUUUUACUCACAAUAUGGUGUGAACUGCACUGCUUGGACUGAUUGUGCAGCAAUGGGACGCAUGAAGACUGAAGAUGGAAAUUCUAGACAAGAUGUUAUUUGUAACAAAUUGCCACUAAGGAUCCAUACCACUCUAAUAGCUCCAAUAUUAUUAUUAGGCCUAACAGUUGCUGCACUGUUUGGUGUCUACCUGGCAAGAGCUAAACGUAAGAAAGAGCUGCAUGAAUUCUAUGAGGUUCCUGUGCAGGAAACGGGACAUCUACAAGUAUCUACCAGUAACUCCCUAGAGGAAACAGCAGAAAAUGUGCCUGGUAAUGUUGUAGCUGAUGUUCCACUAAACUGAGGAAGUGCCAUGAAUGCCUGCAGAUACCCAGAAGGCACCUGCAUUUUGACUAAUAAGUGCACUUAUCUGGAGUUGACUAUUUAAUACAGGGACAGAAAUUGGUUAACUUUAUCCACCUGUUCUUAUAUCUACCAAAACAUUGUCACUUUUUACUUACAUUUUUUAUAUUAACAGUACCUGUGCAUUUAACAAAAAUAUUAAAAUGUCACGGUUUGAAACACCUGAACUGUUUUGAUGAUUGUUUGAAUAACAAUUCAAUUGUAUUCCCAUGUUUUAAAUAGCCACCCUUUGCCUUGACAGCUUUGCACACUCUUGGCAUUCUCUCAACCAGCUUCAUGAAGAAGUUACCUGGAAUGUAUUUCAAUUAACAGGUGUGCCUUAAAAGAUAAGGUCAGUCAAUACGGAACAUUUCAAGAUCUUUGAAAGUUUCAAGUGCAGUCGCAAAACCCAUCAAGCGCUAUGAUGAAACUGGCUCUCGUGAGGAAUGCCACAGAAAGAGAAGACCCAGAGUUACCUCUGCUGCAGAGGAUAAGUUCAUUAAACAAAAAAUGUUAACUAGGCAAGUCAUUUAAGAACAAAUUCUUAUUUACAAUGACGGCCUAGGAACAGUGGGUUAACUGCCUUGUUCAGGGGCAGUAGUUUGGGCUUAGUCCCGCUAUCGUUUGUUUUUCAACAGAACAAUGACCCAACACACCUCCAGGCUGUGUAAGGGCUAUAUUACCUAGAAGGACAGUGAUGGAGUGCUGCAUCAGUUGACAUGGCCUCCACAAUCCCCCAACCUCAACCCAAUUGAGAUGAUUUGGGAUGAGUCGUACCGCAGAGUGAAGGAAAAGCAGCCAACAAGUGCUCAGCACAUGUGGGAACUCCUUCAAGACUAUUGGAAAAGCAUUCCAGGUAAAGCUGAUUUGAGAGAAUGGCAAGAGUGUGCAAAGCUGCCAUGGCAACGGGUGGCUAUUUGAAGAAUCAUAAAUCAAAUAUAUUUUGAUUUAACACUUUUUUGGUUACUACAUGAUUCCCUAUGUGUUAUUUCAUAGUUUUGAUGUCUUCACUAUUUUUCUGCAAUGUAGAAAAUAGUAAAAAUAAAAACACUUGAAUGAGUAGGUGUUCUAACACUUGA